CUUAAGGAUACAAAUCACUUAUAGCAGGGGUUUUCUUAACCAAAACUUAAAACUCUGGGAAAUUUACCGGUAAUAUUAUAAUUUUCAUCAGGGAUCAUGAGUAUCCAAGCUUUCCACUUGGUUACAGUGGUAGUGCUCAGCACCCUGUAUUGCAGCGAUUGCGCCGCACUGUCUGGUAAUGAUACCUUCAGUUCGCCGGCCGAGCAGGCUACCGACUGUCAGUAUCCUUGCCAUUUUGGUGAUCUCUUUACACCCAGUCCCAAUACGUCUCUGAAUGCUGACUGGUCCGGAUAUAGUUAUUCAAUGCUACUGCGCCAUCGCGGUCACGGAACAGUACGAUUUGACAUCGUACCACCUAAGCGUAACUUCUGGAUCUACCUCAACAGCUUCGGAGGUGUGCGCAUCAGCGGUUUUUGGAACGUAUACGGCAUUCUGAUUUCCGACGUCAGCGCGACCUUCAAUCAUCCCAACUUCACACAGAGCACCACCCGUGUACCGAAGGUCAGCUUGACGCAGAGUCGUGACCCGUGGAUGUCCAUCUGGGUGUCCGUCUCAGCUCGUGAACCAGCAUUCGUCAAGGUCGGGUAUGGUUACCCAAUGGACGCCAACACGCUCUUCACGUUUACCCCCGAUCGCCGAAAGGUUCCGAAAAACUACCAAGUCGACGCUUUCGUCAGCCAAACAGAGGCCAUUCAGAUCAAUGGUGUAAAGAUGGCGCGCUAUCCUGUAGUCACGAGUGAGCCCAUUGUACAGGAUCCGUCGCCCAAACUAAUUUUGCCGGAGCAGCGGCGACGUGAGCACGAGGUCUUAAGCAUUGGACAGUUCUACCUGCCGGUUGCCAGGUUGCCGCUUGCGGCGCGGGGAUUGUUGGAAGAAGUGAGCAAAUUCGAGCUGACUGAGGAAGAGAUCAUUGCCAUGCAGCACUCGGUAAAGACACCGGGCAGUUUCUUGUACAAUGUCCUGCAAAAGAAGAAGAAGCCGGGAUUGAAAGAAUAUCUGCGGGCGGAUUUCCGGACUGCAAGGCGAACCGCGCCGGGACAGGAUUUGGUACUGGAGUUGGUUAUUCCCCGCGGAUCCAGCCCGAUUCGUGAUCAUGGCAACGCAUCCGCUGUUAUUAAGGUUUUGUACGGAAAACCUACUUUUGAAUUUUAUAACCCGAUGAUGGAUCGGAUAAGAGAGCGCCCCAUCCUGGUGAACACAGCAAACCUGACAGCAGGCGAAUACACGUGGAUGACUGAGUCCAUUUACCAAACUCACCGGCUGAUCAACACCGACCUGGCCAACGUGGUUAUUACCGUUCAAGCCUACGGAUACGAAGAGGAGACCUGGGAACGUACAGAUUAUUUCCACUACUUCAACGAAGCUUGCAGUCUCCACGAUCUGUCGGUGUCGUGUUACAUGGAUCUCUUUCCUCUGCCAGAUUUUAAGUUCAGCGAUAUUAAGAACUUCAUCUUACCGGAGUACCUUAACGCAAUCGAUCAAACACGUAUUAAGCGUCUUUUUUAGAACUACUUAUGGUCUUGAACUGCUUUGUGUGAUCCGCAUAUUACAUACACCUAUUGCGCAUUACUUUUCAAAGUUUUGUUAUUGGUAUGAAUAUUUCGCGGUCAUAGAGAAUCGGAGAUAAAUAAAAAAAACCGCCACUCAUUCUCGACCUCUCUGCUGGGGAUCUAUCAUCAAAUAUUAAA
Messenger RNA from Paramacrobiotus metropolitanus, 1688 nucleotides. RefSeq lists its product as uncharacterized. The transcript has 3 exons. The record is from RefSeq and is a predicted model, not a curated record. NCBI's taxonomy places the organism in Eukaryota, Metazoa, Tardigrada, Eutardigrada, Parachela, Macrobiotidae. Bases 97 to 1506 code for a protein of 469 amino acids.